Cuscuta campestris is the source of this 1664-nucleotide messenger RNA. The record is from the annotation of a GenBank genome assembly. NCBI's taxonomy places the organism in Eukaryota, Viridiplantae, Streptophyta, Magnoliopsida, Solanales, Convolvulaceae.
UAAACUUUUGCAUAACUCCAUCGUUCACUGUAUGCAUCAAUGGAGAAUGUAAAGGUUUAUUCAAAGGGGGAAAGGGAUUAAGGCAAGGAGACCCAAUUUCCCCCUCUUGUUUGUUAUGGUUAUGGAAUACUUCACUCGAGUUUUGGUCCAGUAUGCAGAAAAGUUCAAGCUCAGAUUUCACCCAAUGUGCAAGGACAUUAAACUCAUCAACUUAUGGUUUGCAGAUGACUUGAUAGUAAUAUGCAGACCAGAUGAGAAAUCUAUAAAGUGCGUCAUGGAGGUUCUAGCUCAUUUUAAAAAGACGACUGGACUUUCUAUCAACCAUGGUAAAUCACAGAUUGUAAUGGCAGGGGUCAACCAUAAAGAGAAGAAAAAGCUUAUUGAUAUGACAAAGAUCACAAAGGGCAAACUCCCCUUCACACACCUAGGCUGUCCAAUCUCAGCAAAUAAAUUGUCUAAUGUUGACUGUGAUGUGUUCAUAGAGAAAUUAACGUCAAGGAUCACAAGUUGGGCCACUAAACACUUAUCUUAUGUCGGGCGAGCCAGAUUGAUUAACUCAGUUUUGUUUGGAAUCAUUAACUUUUGGUAUAGAAUUUUCAUCAUUCCUGGCAGGGUAAUGAAGAAGGUGCAAGCCUUAUGUAGGAACUACCUCUGGGGGGUUGCUGAUCACUACAAACGAGUUCCACUAGUCAACUGGGAAGACACUUGCAAGCCAAAGGGCAAUGGAGGACUGAGAUUUAGGAAUCUUAAUGCCUGGAACAAAGCUUUAGUGAUGAAGCUAAAUUGGGAUAUUGCUAACAAGAAAGAUAACCUAUGGGUUAGGUGGAUUCAUAGUAGAUAUAUUAAGGGCAUGGAGUUCUGGAAUUACAACCCAAAACAGGAUACUUGCUAUUAUUGGAAGAGGAUGAUAAAAGUGAGGUCAGAAUUUGAGGGAAUGAUCAACAUAGGAGAAUACACACCAGAGGAAGGGUAUCUCUGGCUCCUAGGUCAACCCCCUAAAAUAGAGUGGGUUAACUUGGUGUGGAAUAGACUAACCAUUCCCAAACAUCAAUUCAACAUGUGGUUAAUACUGAAGAAUAGGCUACAGACAAGACAGAGACUGGGCAAAUUCCUCAACAUUGAUACGAAAUGCCUAUUCUGUGAUUUUGGGGAAGAGGAUAUCAACCAUCUUUUCUGGGACUGCCCAUUUGCCAAGGAGCUGAUCAGUAAGGUACUGGAACCAAUGGGAUGCAUACUCCAAGCUGCCAGCUUCCAUGAAUACUAUAUCAAGUUAAGCAAGCAUGGCACAAGAAGGGAGAGAAGAAUCUGGAUUGCAACCUGGGCGGCCACCUGCUACACAAUCUGGAAGGCCAGAAACACUAAGUGGCACCAAAAGGAGGAAAUGAGCGUGGAAGAGUGUGGAGCUUAUACCCAGAUGCUUAUUAUUUAAAAAAAAAUUGCUCGAUCAAGGCACCGAAUGUGCUUGCGCCAUCAUCGUCUUCAAAAAAAAAAACUUUUUUCAUGGCAGUACCAUGAAACUCCCAUGAUAUAAAAGGGGUUUAAUGUCCAAUCACGAAACUCUUGAAAAAAGAGGAUGAAUUGAAAAAUACUUAAUACUCGAAAACUAGGUACAGAAAACUAACUAGACUGACCUAGCAGAUAGAUAAUGAAUACACAUACAAAAA